Molecule: messenger RNA, 1560 nt
Organism: Suillus fuscotomentosus
Lineage: Eukaryota; Fungi; Basidiomycota; Agaricomycetes; Boletales; Suillaceae
Exons: 2
Coding region: 1-1560 (519 amino acids)
Source: RefSeq, a predicted model, not a curated record
AUGGAUUUCAACACCAUCGUGACAGACAACUUGAGCCCUGGGGCCUAUGACUCUAAUCACACCUCUCAACAGGUCAUUGCAGGUUACGAUGACCGAUAUCAAAAUACCUCUCAUUCUGGCGGAUGGUUUAAUGAUCCACACCAUGACAUCUUAGCAGAUCACAACCAAGUGUCCCAAAUGACAACCUAUCCUCAAGACACUCAUCACUCGACCUACAUGGAUUCGGGGCCCCAUCUGAACCCUCAGGAUCAGUACGCCAAUCAGUCGUCUUCCAUUGACCCCAGUACUUCGCAUCCUCAAAGCCAUCACCCGACCCACGUCAUGGUUGACUCGGGGCAUCAUCCGAACUUCCAGCCUGAAUAUAUGUAUGCCAAUCAGUCGUCUUACGUUGACCACACUGGUACUUCACAUCCCCAAAGUAUGCAUCACCCGACCUACCUUGACUCGGGGUCCCAUGUCAAUCCCCAGAAUCAAUACAUCAAUCAGCCAUCUUGUGACAUUGACCCUAAUACUUCGUAUUCUCAGAGCACGCACCACCCGACCUACAUCACGGUUGACUCGGGGCUUCAUCCGAACCCCCAGCCUGAGGAUCUGUACGCCAAUCAGUCGUCUUACGUCGACCCCACUGGUACUUCAAAUCCCCAAAAUGUGCAUCACCCAACCUAUGUUGACUCUGGGUCCCAUGUCAGUCCCCAGGAUCCAUACGCCAAUCAGCCGUCUUGUGAUGUUGACCCUGAUACUUCGUAUUCUUGGAGCACGCACCACUCGACCUACAUCACGGUUGACUCGGGGCUUCAUCCGAACCCCCAGAAUCAGUACGCCAGCCAAUUGUCUUACAUUGACCACACUGGUACUUCACAUCCCCAAAGUGUACAUCACCCAACCUACGUUGAUUCUGGGUCCCAUGUCAGUCCCCAGGAUCCAUACGCCAAUCAGCCGUCUUGUGUUGACCCUAGUACUUCGUAUUCUCAGAGCAUGCACCACCCGACCUACAUCAUGGUUGACUUGGGGCUUCAUCCGAACCCCCAGAGUCAGUAUGCCAGCCAAUCGUCUUACGUUGACUCCAGUACUUUGCAGAGCAUGCAUCACCCAAUCCCUGGUACAUCAGAUCCUGAGAGCAUGGAUGACUUGGUGUAUGCCAAGAGCACAUAUGUUUCGACUUAUAUUGACUCGAAGCCCCGCACGAAUCCCCGCGAUCAGUCCGCCAAUCAUUCUCACUUCUCCAAUGACCAUCCAGGCCCUGAACAACAUAUAUCGGUCCCGCGGACAACUCACCACCGACCUGCUGAUGGAUUACAUUACCAUCACCGUGCCGGUAAAGCCUACUAUCAUGCUCCCCAAUCCGAAAUGUCUUAUGAACGACCUGACCCGUUGGCUCAGUCCACAUACUACAGUGACAUAUCUCUGUAUAAUACGAGGGAACGGACGUGCACAAUAUCCCGUAUGAUACGGGCCAGCGGACCAUGGGCCCAUGAUAAAAAUAUUCUCGACUAUGACGGAUGGGCCGGGAGGCAAAUUAUUCCCGAUGGAGGCGGGUGGGCCCAUGCAGGGAAUAUAUAG